AUGCCUGUCUUCUAUCUUGUCCAGGGUUCCGAUUCUGACACUGAACACUACGAGUACGGAGUUUACGCCCCACGUGUACGGAGGUUGGAAUAUGGCGUGACACGCGCCCAGAAGGGCGAUCCUGGCUACACCCGUUACAAGAAUGGAGUCGACACGGCUGCUAUGCAGCAGCCAUCCCUGGGACCGGCCUUGGCUGGCAGCGGUUGCCGGCGUAAACAAAGCAAGGAGGACGGCAGCAUCUUAGUGGCGCUGAGGGCGUCCACCAACUACAAAGAGGCCUUCUCUUUGUUCGACAAGCGCGGCAACGGCCGGGUGACGCUCGAUAGCCUCGGUGAUCUCCUGCGCGCCUGUGGCCAGAACCCGACGCUCAGCGAGAUUCGCGAUCUCGAGAAGAACGUGGGCGGAGACUUCGACUUUGAGACGUUUCAGCGUAUCCUCAACCGGCCGGGUGGCUUCCGCGACCCGGGCGAGCCUGAUGAGUACUGCCGCGGCUUCCAGGUGUUCGACAAGGACAUGACCGGCUACAUUGGCGUCGGCCAGCUCAAGUACAUCCUGACGAACUUGGGCGAGAAGAUGACGGACGAGGAGGUGGACGAGCUGCUGAAGGCAGUCGACACGAGCACCGGCCAGGUCAACUACACAGAUCUCGUGCGGACAAUUCUUGCCAACUAG
This is a messenger RNA of Grosmannia clavigera kw1407, 672 nucleotides long. Its product is annotated as myosin regulatory light chain cdc4. The record is from RefSeq and is a predicted model, not a curated record. Gene Ontology annotation, cellular component: myosin II complex. The transcript is spliced from 4 exons. The coding region runs from base 1 to 672 and encodes 223 amino acids. Gene Ontology annotation, molecular function: calcium ion binding. Gene Ontology annotation, biological process: mitotic actomyosin contractile ring assembly. NCBI's taxonomy places the organism in Eukaryota, Fungi, Ascomycota, Sordariomycetes, Ophiostomatales, Ophiostomataceae.